Molecule: messenger RNA, 4462 nt
Organism: Alligator sinensis (Chinese alligator)
Lineage: Eukaryota; Metazoa; Chordata; Crocodylia; Alligatoridae
Gene: CHRDL1
Product: chordin like 1
Exons: 13
Coding region: 261-1631 (456 amino acids)
Molecular function (GO): protein binding
Source: RefSeq, a predicted model, not a curated record
CUGGUGUCCUGGUCCCGGUCCCGGUCCCGGUCCGGCUCGCCCGGGGAGCUGCCUCCUUGGCGCGGGUCGAGCCCUGGCCCCGGGGGAGGCAGGGAUCCAGCAGAAGAUCUGCUCCUCUUCAAGCGAAAGCUUUCAACUCAACUUGUGAAAAAGGAACUCAAGAAUUUAGACUGCUUUUCUGCUUUGGAAUUAGAUAAGGGCUACACAGGAGUUCAAUAUUCUGUACUUUGAAGGAUUUUUCUUCCCUUUUGUUGGCAAAAAUGAAAAAAAAGUGGAGAUUGGAGAACUUUCGAUUUAUCUUGCACAGUAUGCUCUGUCUCCUUUUCAUAGAUGGAGGUAAAUUGGAACAAAUAAAACAUUCAGAGACAAACUGUGUGUUUCAAGACAAGAAGUACCGUGUAGGUGAAAGAUGGCAUCCCUACCUAGAACCCUAUGGACUCGUUUACUGUGUUAACUGUCUCUGCUCAGAGAAUGGGAACGUACUGUGCAGCAGAAUAAGAUGUCCAAACCUACACUGUCCUACCCCAGUGCAUGUGUCACAACUGUGCUGCCCACGGUGCCCAGAGGAUUCACUUUUCUCGAUGAGCAGUAAAAUCACUGGGAAGUCCUGCGAGUACAAUGGCACAACCUACCACCAUGGGGAAAUGUUUGUGGCAGAAGGGCUUUUUCAGAACAGACAGCCCAACCAGUGUGCCCAGUGCAGCUGCUCAGAAGGAAAUGUAUACUGUGGCCUGAAGACUUGUCCUAAAUUAACAUGUUCUUUCCCAGUUUCUGUGCCGGAGUCCUGCUGCCCAGUCUGCAGAGCAGAUGGUGAACUAUCUUGGGAACACUCUGAUGGGGAUAUCUUCCGCCAACCAGCCAACAGAGAAGCUAGGCACUCAUACCAUCGCUCCCACUAUGACACACCGCCCAGUUCUGCUCGGCAGGCAGCCAACGUGCCACGAUUUUCUGGUGGCAGGAGUAACCGUGGAGUCCUUCCUGACCCCCAGCAAGCAUCAGGAACUAUAGUACAGAUUGUCAUCAACAACAAGCAUAAGCAUGGACGAGUCUGUGUUUCAAAUGGGAAAACAUACUCACACGGUGAAUCUUGGCAUCCUCAUCUCCGGGCGUUUGGAAUCGUUGAGUGUGUGUUGUGUACCUGCAACAUCACCAAACAAGAAUGUAAGAAAAUUCACUGUCCAGAACAAUACCCCUGCAAAUACCCUCAGAAAAUAGAAGGAAAAUGCUGUAAAGUCUGUCCAGAAGAAAUGCCAAGUCAGAGCUUUGACAGCAAAGAUGAUUUUUGCGGCGAAGAGACACUUCCUGUCUAUGAAUCUGUCUUUAUGGAGGAAGGAGAAACCAUCAGAAAAAUUGCAGCAGAGACUGAAAAUCCACCUCAAGUAGAAAUACAUGUUUGGACAAUUCGGAAAGGGAUUCUGCGUCACUUUUACAUUGAGAAAAUAUCCAAGAGAGAAUUUGAAGAUCUUCCUUACUUCAAGCAAAUAACCAGGACAACUCCAAGCCAGUGGAAAAUAUUUAGCGAGGGAGAAGCUCAGAUCAGCCAAAUGUGUGAAAUCAGAGUGUGCAGGACUGAGCUGGAGGAUUUGGUAAAGGUUUUGUACCUUGAAAAGUCUGAAAAGGGUCACUGUUAAGGAAGACAAGCACUGGAGAGGGAAACACAAGAAAACUUAUGAAAACUUGGAUCUGCAGCUGGACUGCAGGCUUAUUUUGCUUAAGUCAACAGUUGCCCUAAAAACCAAAACUAUAAUGCAGUAAUUAUUCACAUCAUGCACAGCAAAUUUGCUGCUUUAUGUGUAGUGGUCUGUGUCAACCAUUUAAAUAUCUCCUCAAAAAAGACUAGAAGGCUCUGUAUUAUUGGCAGGGGAAGGGGAAAGGGAGACUUUAGUUUCUUAGAGUUGCAUUUCUUUACAAGUUAAAAAAGAAAACAGAACUUUUUUUAUUUGGCAAGUUGUUCAAGCUAAUGAAAUGAAGGACAUAUAAUAAAUGUGGAGGAGUUAUGGAGAGCAUUAUUUCCUGUGCUGAGUUUAUACUACUUCUGGUGUUGAAAUGACUCAUAUUUUUUCUAGCAGGGGGGAAAUAGAAGUGAUACAAUACUUGUUUUUGAGACAUAAAAACAGAUUUAAACUAACGAGCUUCUAACCAGUCUACUGCCAUUUGGAUGAUGUCUCGCAGUUGAAGGAACUGAGUACCUAAGUGGAACAGCAGGUGUUAGUGGGAAUUACUGUAUUUUUGUAAAAAUUUAAGAAAAUGUUCACUUCUAAGUGGUUUUCACUUGGUUUCCGCCACCCACUUCUCCAAGUGAAAAGUGAAAUAUCAGCUCUCUGUUGCAGCCCCAAUGUUGCAUUCUCACAGGCCCUGUUAACACACAGCCUCAGAUGAUAAACUGCUUUUACAAACUAACAUGGCAGGAGAACACAAAGCACUUGGAUCAUUAUUGAAAAUCCCUAGAAGGUUAAAGUCACAGUGAUUAAUGACUUAUUAGAUGUCUUGGAUAUCACAUAAUUUAUUACCAAUAAUUGCCACAAUAACAGUGUUCUGCAUUGUUCUGACUGUGGCUGCUCCAAUCUCAGCAAACGUAACGUCAAGGGCAAAUCUCUCCAAUGGCAAAAUAAUGAGCACUUAUAUCAAGCCAUUAUGUUAUGGCACCUCCGUCAUGACCGUUAUUUUCAUACAAAAAGAAAUCCAAGAUAUUCAGUUGAUCUGUAGUUCACGGGUGAAAGUUAAUUAUAGUAUCUGCAUAAUGUCCUUGAUAAAGGUCAUUUCUGGUUUCGAAGAAAAGUUCUGUAUUAAAAUAUAAAGCCAUGGCUUUGAAAACGUGGCCUCUAAGGAGCCAUAUGAAAUCCCAUUACACCAAUUUGUGGUUCCCAUCUUGAAUUCACUUCCAAGGACCAAUUGACUGUGGCUGCAUUAUCUUCCACUUUUUAUUCCAGAAUUAGACAGGAACAUUGCUGUUCAGACACAUAUUAAAAACAAAGCCUUAAGGAAGUGGCUUCAGAUCAAGCUUCUGGCUCUCCUGGGAUUAAAGUUCAUAGUAGCAGCCACAAUUUUUGGUGCUCAUUGUACCUUAAAAAAAAAUCCUGCCAUGCCAUCUGCUCCACCAUGAUUUUCCAGUGAUGGCAUGCUAGGUCUCCCUUUGAUUAUGUGCAUGUUAAUAAAAUGUAUUAAGGUGCAUGAUAUUCAGUGCUGAAAGCCACUGACCCAGUUCUGGCUCCAGAAAUACUAUUACAGUUUUUGAAGGAGCUCUGGUCCUAGUCGUGAACUCCUUGCACCUCCCUGUGGCAGCUGCUACAGUCCUAAGAGGCAGUCAGCUUUUAUGCUCUUCCAGUCGUACCAGUGCUUCUUGCAGUAGCCAGGAGUGCAGGGAAGGCAUUAGCAAUAAGGAGCAAAUAGGCAAGUGAGGGGCGCAGAUGGCAAAGUGAACAGGAGAAACAGGGGGACUAAGUGAAGACAUAAGGAUUUGGGGAAGGAUAUAUACCCAUUGUUUUAUAUACAUGUUCUUCAUAGCAUUCCUGGCCCUGUGCCAGGGGAGAGAGCAGAUUUUUAAGAGCACUCUCAUCCCUAUCACAAAACAACGUGCCAGAAGAGGGCACCUCUGACAUCCAGCUUUGAUUUGCAAGAACAAAACACUCUCUUUGAUGUCAGUAAAAUCUUAUGGGAUCAGGAUAAGGCACUGACACUACUAAGCACGUGCAAAGCCCUGACUAUAUCUGGCCAAAAAAGAUCCUAUGGCAUUUCUCAUAAAAGAGAUCAUUCCUUGUGCUGGCCAAAUUGGGUAAUAAUAUUUUCCUUCCUUAAAUUCUCUUCUGUGUUUAAAAUGGGUGGGGUGAUUGCCCCUAGUCCUAAAUUGUUUGUGUAAUGUUGCUGUGUCAUAUUAAACAGCUGUACGUACCACUUCAGAGACAGUCGCAAUGUAGUUGUGGGAAAAGCAGUUUGUAAAGCACUUUAGGGUCUGUUGGGUUGAAAUGUGCUGUAAAAAUGUAAAAGUUUACUAUAAAUGCUCCAAUAGCGCAUGUAUUAACAUGAACAUUCCUUGGAUGAAGAUAUAGCAAAAGACAUCCUAAAGAGCCACAGACAAGCUGGGCUAUGUUCGGCUCACCACUUGGUACAGUGCGUUUGUAGCAGUAGCUAAUGAACAAAGACUGUUAUGUGGAAAGUGUACACCGUUUGUAUUAUUUGUGCAGAAGGAGACAAACUGCCUUUUGUAUUUGUGACAGAACAGGUGGGGUUCAGAUUGUGUAUUUAUUUGUAUGAUAAACACUUUUUAAGAAAAAAAAACAAGUACCAUUUAGUAAAUGAAGUUUUUACAUUUUUACAGUUUCCUCUCACAUAAGACAAUAAAGUCCACAGUGUCAUGGUUUUCAUUCUCUUCACAGGACAUAAGCCCAAUAUGGUACUUAUUUCUGUACUUGCUCUAUCAUUUUGAUCUGAUUUUAUAAAUUAAUAAACUCUAAAGUUGUUAAUA